Malus domestica (apple) is the source of this 1998-nucleotide messenger RNA. The record is from RefSeq and is a predicted model, not a curated record. Lineage: Eukaryota; Viridiplantae; Streptophyta; Magnoliopsida; Rosales; Rosaceae.
CACGCGGAGCUUCUCUCUUUAACGUGAAUAAAGCAUCUUUCAGAGUUUCCAAGAAUUUUUAAGAAAGUCUUUAUCCUUUUGUGUUCCUUUCUUUCCUCUUUUCCUCUGUUCACCUUCUCGCCCAACGGUAUGUUGUUUCUCAAGUCAAUACCUAAAGAUUAUUACAUUAUAAACUUCUGUUUUUGUGGAUUAAAAGAUCUUGACUUGGGUUUAGGUGUUUCAGUAUCAUCGGUUUGGCAACACAAACACAACCACUGCUACAUUUUUCAGUCGUAAUCUGAACCACUACAGUGCUAUACAGUGGAUAUAGCCAUGGCAGCCCACGGAGUCUCAUCUUCAUCAUGCUCCUCAAAACUCUGGAAGUACGACGUGUUCUUGAGCUUUAGAGGCGAAGACACACGUAAGGGCUUCACGGGCCAUCUCCAUCAAGCAUUGGAAGGAAAGUGCUACAAGACCUUUAUUGAUGAGGACGAUCUGAAAAGAGGGGAAGAAAUAAAGCCCGAACUGUUGCGAGCCAUCGAAGAGUCAAGGAUCUCUAUGAUUGUCUUCUCAAAGAGGUACGCGGAUUCGAGUUGGUGUCUCGACGAGUUGGUGAAGAUCAUGGAGUGCAGAUCCAAACUGAAGCAACAUGUUUUGCCAAUAUUCUAUGAUGUUGAAGCUUCAGACAUCAGGAAGCAGGAAGGUAGUUUAGCCCCAAUGUUUCAGAAGCACGAAGACAACAUCUGUAAAGAAGAAGAUGACAAAAAACGGGAAGCCAAGAGAGAAAGGGUAAAGCAAUGGAGAGAGGCUCUUACUGAAGCUGCAAACUUGUCUGGCCACGAUCUUAAAAACACUGAGAACGGGCAUGAAGCAAAGCUUAUUAAGAAAAUUAUUUAUGAGAAUCUUUGGAAAUGGCUCCCCAGAACAAAAAAAUUACAUGUGGCCAAGUUCCCAGUUGGAAUCAAUUCUCGUGUUCAAGAAAUUAUCACUUAUCUUUCAAGUGGUGAAGGAAAUAAGGUUCUCAUGGUUGGAAUUUGGGGGAUGGGUGGAUUGGGUAAAACAACAGCUGCCAAAGCCAUUUAUAACCAAAUUCAUCAUGAGUUUGAACUCAAAAGUUUCCUUGCCGACGUUAGCGACGCUACAAGUAAACAUGGCCUGGUUCAUUUGCAAAAAACACUUAGUUUUGACAUCAUGGAUCAAGAGAUUAAAAUAAGCACUGUUGAUGAAGGUAUCUCUUGGAUAGAAGAGCAAUUUUCACAUAGAAAGGUACUUGUCAUUAUGGACAACAUAGAUGGAGAGGAACAACUCAAUGCAAUAGCUGGAAAUCACAAGUGGUUUGGUCCAGGAAGUAGAAUUAUCAUAACGACACGAGAUAAACAUCUACUACUAAAAGUGGACAAAGUAUAUCAGGCUCAGAUAUUGAAUAAAGGAGAAGCUCUAGAACUGUUUAGUUGGCAUGCAUUUGGAAAUAGUUGCCCUAAUGAAGAAUAUCUUGAAGUCUCAAAAAAGGUUGUUUCUUAUUGUGGAAGUUUGCCACUAGCCCUUGAAGUUUUAGGUUCUUUUUUGUGUGAAAGACCCCAAAAAGUGUGGAAUGGUCAAUUGGAGAAAUUAGAAAGAACUCCUGAUGGAAAAAUAAUAAAACCACUAAGAAUGAGCUUUGACGGGCUAGAUGAUACGGAGAAGGUUACAUUUCUUAACAUAUCUUGUUUCUUUAUUGGAGAGGAAGAGGACCGUGUUGCAAAAUUGUUAGAUGUAUGUGGAUUUUCAGCAACAGUAGGAAUCAACGUCCUCUGUGAACGAUGCCUUAUAACUGUUGAAGGCAACAAGUUGAAUAUGCAUGAUUUGCUUCGAGAAAUGGCCAGAGUAAUCAUUUCUGAAAAAUCUCCUAGUGACCUUGGAAAAUGGAGCAAGUUAUGGAAUCGUGAAGAUGUAUUGACAUAUAAAUUUAUAAGUACACUCCCAAUAAAAUUUUGGAUUUUUGCAUCGUACAAGAAAAAGCAUAUGUCUAUUAUACUUUAA